This is a messenger RNA of Ostreococcus tauri, 195 nucleotides long. RefSeq names its product unnamed product. The record is from RefSeq and is a predicted model, not a curated record. NCBI's taxonomy places the organism in Eukaryota, Viridiplantae, Chlorophyta, Mamiellophyceae, Mamiellales, Bathycoccaceae. The transcript has a single exon. The coding region runs from base 1 to 195 and encodes 64 amino acids.
AUGGCGUUCGCGGAGAUUCGCAGCGACAGUUGCCGUGCGGCAUUUAAACAACAUUGGUGUCUAUUUGAAUGCGAAGAGAGAGGGAUAUGGGAGACUUGGUUGUGCACGAAAGAGAAACAGAAGUGGAAGAAUAUUGGAUGUUUGCGCGCCGGCGUGCGGCGUGGCUGGAGAUGGCUUUUCAAAAUUUUCGCGUAA